Messenger RNA from Centruroides sculpturatus (bark scorpion), 1839 nucleotides. Its product is annotated as cholinephosphotransferase 1-like. Lineage: Eukaryota; Metazoa; Arthropoda; Arachnida; Scorpiones; Buthidae. The coding region runs from base 24 to 1400 and encodes 458 amino acids. The record is from RefSeq and is a predicted model, not a curated record. Gene Ontology annotation, cellular component: endoplasmic reticulum membrane; Golgi apparatus. The transcript is spliced from 10 exons. Gene Ontology annotation, molecular function: diacylglycerol cholinephosphotransferase activity; ethanolaminephosphotransferase activity. Gene Ontology annotation, biological process: phosphatidylethanolamine biosynthetic process.
AUAAUCAUUUUCUUGCACAUUGCAUGCUCAUUAUUAUUGUUGCUUUUUUAAAUUUAAUAGUUUAUUAUCAGAUGGCAAGUAUGAAUAAGAAAGAGAAACAUACCAGAGAGUUUGGUGGUGGUUGGGUUCUACCUGCUGAUCAAAUGGAUUAUCUAAGAAGAUAUCCUUAUGAAUAUCAUGCCAGUGCAGGUUCUGUCCUUGAACUCUUAUUUCUACAAAGGUUUUGGACAUGGUUGGUUAGAUAUAUUCCUACAUCUGUUGCCCCUUGUGUAUUAACAUGCUCAGGAUUAAUAAUUAAUAUCGCUUGUUGCUUAAUAGUUGUUCAUUAUAGUCCAGAUGCUAGAACAGAGGCACCUUGGUGGACAUUUUUAUUAUGUGCAGUUGGACUCUUUAUAUAUCAAACUUUAGAUGCAAUGGAUGGUAAACAAGCAUUGAAAGUGCAGAAUACUCAGAUUGAAGAAGUGUAUGAUCAUGGUUGUGAUGCUGUUUCUACUAUAUUUGUUGUCCUUGCUGCAUCUAUUGCUUUACAACUAGGAAAUGCUCCAUUCAUGAUGUUGGUGCUAUUCUUAUCAUCAAUGUUAGCAUUUUUCUCUACUCAUUGGCAGGAUCAUAUAACACACACAAUGGUGUUUGGCAAAAUUGAUGUGUCAGAAGUACAGUUUUGCAUAAUUAUAAUUCAUCUGUUGACAUCAGUCUUUGGACAACAAGUUUGGCAGACUGAGAUAUUACCAAAUAUUCAAAUACGUCACGUGAUCUUUGCUGUAGCUGUUAUCUCAGUGAUCCAAGUUCUGAUUGUAAAUAUUGGCUACAUAUUAGGAAAAAAGACACCAUUGGAUGACUUUGCUAAUAUUCCUCGCAAAAAGGGGCCACAAAUUUGGAAUCCAGUAUUCCCUGUCAUUAUAUUGAUUUUAUUAACUCUAAAAGCCUAUGCAUCUGGAAUGUUUGCAGUUAAUUGCAUUGUUUUCAUACUUACUUUUGGCUUUGCUUAUGCUAAAUUGACAACAAAAUUAGUGAUGACAAAUGUCUCACGUGGCGAUAUGGAUCGUUGGGAUGGAUGCUUAGUAGCACCACUUUUGCUCUGUGUGAAUGCUUUCUUAUGGCUUCUACCAGAUCAUACUGCUUUGCUCUGUACUCUGGUGUACAGUUUGAUGGAUUUUGCUCGCUAUUUCACAUAUGCCAGUUGGGAUUUAAGAGAUGCUCUUGAUCUCUGGAUUUUCUCAUUGAAAUAUCCACCUGGUCAUCCUCGAUGUCGAAAUGGAAAUUUGGGAUAUUAUGUUAAUGGUCUCAAUAAUGCAGAAAUCAAGGAGAUGGCACACAAGCAGCAACAUUACAUGGCAGGUGCUGGCUUUGCAAGUGGCAUGAUUCACGGUAAAGCUUGCCUCUCCGCUUUCAGUCAUUGAAGAUUAAAUACGAAAUUUAGAAGGAAGUACAACAAUUACACAAAAGUGCACAAUAAAGAAACCUGUAGAAUUGCAAUAAUGGUUCGCCUUCAAAAGGCAAACGGUUGAACAUAGCAAACUGGAAAGUUAAUAUUUUACAGUUUAGUUUAUAUGUACUAAAAUCUAUACAACUCAAUUACUAACAACUACUAGAGAAUUAUACUUUAAUAUUUUCUGUAUAAUAAGUAAAUAAGAUAUCCUGAUAAAAGUUACAUGAAGUAGCUAGAAUUUUUAAACGUUUAUUUAAAUUAUUAUUUUAAAAGUUUUUAAUAGGUUUGUUAUAGCUAUAAAUGAUACUUAUGUAAGUAAUGUUUUUGAAAGACAUUUAUGAUUAUGAUUUUUAGGUAAAGUACAGUAUAUGGUAUUUAUUGCAUUGUGUAUAGUAGUUAAAAUUUUUCAU